Cokeromyces recurvatus is the source of this 1923-nucleotide messenger RNA. RefSeq lists its product as uncharacterized. Bases 20 to 1819 code for a protein of 599 amino acids. The record is from RefSeq and is a predicted model, not a curated record. NCBI's taxonomy places the organism in Eukaryota, Fungi, Mucoromycota, Mucoromycetes, Mucorales, Mucoraceae. The transcript has 3 exons.
AUUUCCAAUUUUUGAAAGGAUGAGUAAGUGGUAUAAUAGUAAUUCUUUAUCAUCCUCUACUCUUGUGUUUUUGUUGGCAAGUGUCCAGUUUACUACAGCUCAACAUCAUUCGAUGGUAGAUGAGCCUGUACCACUUUUUAAUGCCUCAGGUGAUGAGCCUAUGUCUUAUGCUCUCUUCCCCGAUAAUAAGGGCUACUUCUAUACUCAUGUCAUUUUAAUGACAAUUGCGUUUUGGAUAUUAAUGCCAAUCGGUAUUAUGCUGGGUAUCGCAAAAUCCUCUUUACACAUUCCCGUUCAAUUAGGCUCCCUUUGUUUUGCUAUGGGUGGCUUUUUCUUUGCAAAGUUAUAUGGUCAUUCAACGCCUCAUCUUUAUAAGGGUAAUUCUCAUCAUAUCUUGGGUUGGAUUUUAUUUUUGUUUAUGAUAACUCAAAUGUCAGUGGGUAUUGUGCGAAAGAUUGCAAAUGCAGUGGGUAAAAGAACAGCUAGUUAUGAGCAAAUUCAUCAAGAAGAUCAUUUGGAUUAUCCAGCAUCACCCACAUCAUUCAUCGACCCUUGUAGUAGCAGCAGCAGCAAUAGCCACUCAUCUGAUCGUCAUAGUGAAGCAAGUGGUGAAACCCUUCAUAUGAAUGAACUCACUGACUUUAAUGAUAAAUCAUAUCAUUCUAAAGAUUCUCGACAAUCCUCUAACAGCACUGCUGCACAUACUAUUUACGAUGUCGACCUUGAUGAUGAAAGUUUAAUUGAAAAUUCACAUCUAGCAUCAGACAAUAUGCCAAAAAGCACUGAUCUUGGUUUUAUAAUGCGCUUAUUUUAUUCUGUUUCACCUUAUAUACCGAGCAUUGUUAAGAAUAUAUUCGUUACACUUGCUUAUAAUCGAUUUACAACAGAUGUGUGUAGAUAUUUCCAUUUGAUAAUGGGGAGAGCAUUUAUCAUCUUGAUUUUUGUUCAAACAUUAAGUGGUUUGGUUGUCUAUCAUGGUGUUUGCAGAUCCUGGGAAGUACUCGGUUGUAUUGCUCACUUAAUCAAAGGAGGUAUUUUCUUUUUCUAUGGCAUUAUGACGUUUGGUCGCUAUCUAGGUGCAUUUGCAAAUAAAGGAUGGGCAUGGAACUAUAUUGAAAAUGGUAGUAGAUUUAGUUUUGAAAUGAUUGAAUCAUGCUUGAUCUUCACUUAUGGUAUCACAAACACCUGGAUGGAACAUUUCGGUCAAGAUUCAAGAUGGACUCAUAAAGACCUUGAACAUGCAAGUUUAGCCUUUAUGUGGUGGUGGUGUGGUUUGAUUGGUAUCAUGGUUGAAAGUAGAGCCGUGCGUCGUCUUUUAGAACGUACUAUUCUUACCAACACAAAUACGACUCAAAAUUCAUCCAAAAGUUAUUCUUUAAAUCCUUUCCCUGCUUUAACAGUCUUGAUGACAGGCAUUUCAAUGGGUAACCAUCAUCAAGAUACAUUAUAUUCAUCCAACAUUCACUACAUGUGGGGGAUUUUAUUAGCUUCUGCAGCCUGCUGUCGUUUUGUUACUUAUCUAUUCCUUUAUCGUAAUGCACCAACUGACGCUCAACCCUCUCGUCCUCCUAGUGAACUCUUAGGCGCCUUUUUAUUGAUUGCUGGUUCUAUAUUAUUUAUGGCCUCUAAUUCAGGCACCUUACUUUGGUUACGACGAAAUAAUGUAGACAGUAUGUUCUUAAUGAAUGUGUGUGUUGCUUUGACUGCCAUUACUCUAUGUUAUGUUGCUGCUUUACAGAUCAUUAAAGCUUGGGCUGAGAGAAGAGAAGCUUUUAAGCAGGGAGAACGUAAUCAACAAAAUAUGGAACAACAACGAUAAAUAAUGAUAUGUAGAACCAUUUUAUCCAUUAUCAUUUUCUUCUUCUUCUCUCGUAUUUAUUGUUCUCUAUAUCAUUUAAUAAUAAUAUUAUACAUCAUAGUCUC